CACUACAUCGUAUAAAAUACUUACCCAUUAAAUCCAAAUCUCUCUUCUGAAAAAAAGAAAAUAUCUCUGUGAGGAACAUUAACAAAAUAAGAUACCCCUUCCACUUUCGCAAACUAUCCUAAUCUAUAGUACUGACAACUUUCUGAAAACCCUAGAUUGAAGCUCAACCUUUGGGGACCUGAAUGCUGUAGCUGUAGACGACGGAGACGAAUCGGAAUAACAACAACGAGAAGGAGAGGAUAUGGAGGGUGGGAUGUUGUCCGCCAGUGAUCAGCAGAGUAUGGUCUCAUCGUUCUUGGAGAUCGCCGUUGGACAAACGGCCGAGACUGCCAGGCAGUUCUUGCAGGCCACAAGUUGGAAGCUUGAGGAGGCUAUUCAGCUUUUUUAUAUAGGCAGUGAAGGCGGCACUGUAGUGGGAGGAUCGUCUUCUCAAUUUCCGCCUACAGAAAAUAUUGAAGCUUUGGCCGAACAGACUGCUCGAAUGAUUCGACUCAGUGAAGCCGAAAGGAAUUUGGCACCGAUUGUUGGAGAUGAAGUACGCCCUCCUUUACCUGUUAUCAGGGAAGCCCUUUAUGAUGAUGCCUUAAUGUACGGGGCAUCAAGAAUGAGAAAUCCAUCCUCUGAAUCAAACUCAUUAAUUGCUUUCCGUAAUUUUGAUGAAGAAAUGAAACGCCCUGGGGUUUGGGAAUCAGAGCAAGGUGUUGCAUCAACAGCAGAUAAUGCUCGGGAUAAUCUGGCCUCCUUAUAUCGACCUCCCUUUCAUAUAAUGUUUCAGGGAUCAUUUGAAAAGGCAAAGGGAACUGCCUCUUCUCAGGACAAAUGGCUCUUGGUAAACUUGCAGUCUACUAAGGAGUUCAGCUCACAUAUGCUUAAUCGAGAUACAUGGGCUAAUGAAGCUGUCUCUCAAACGAUCAGUACAAACUUUGUCUUUUGGCAGGUUUAUGAUGAUACAACUGAAGGUCAGAAAGUUUGCACAUAUUACAAGCUGGAUUCCAUUCCUGUAGUACUUGUUAUUGAUCCCAUUACUGGGCAGAAAAUGCGCUCAUGGGUUGGAAUGGUCCAACCUGAACGAUUGUUGGAGGAUCUAUUGACAUUCAUGGAUAGUGGUCCAAAGGAUCAUCACGUGACUUUGUCACACAAACGACCCAGAGAAAGUUCUUCGGCUCAGCCACAGAAAACUAAAGUUGCAGACAAGACUAGUGAAGAAGAUGAAGAAGUGUUGCGAGCAUUGGCCGCUUCCAUGGAAAGUAUGAAGGAGACCAGUGAAGUGAUUCCAAAGGAUAAACAUGUAAAUCUCACUGAUGAGGAUGAGAAAACAUGCCCGGAUAAGAAGCCUGAUUAUCCACCUUUGCCAGAAGAACCCAAGGGCGAUAAAAGCCUUCUAUGUAGGGUUGGGGUUCGUCUUCCAGAUGGGCGCAGGGUGCAACGGAGUUUCUUUCGCACCGACCCAGUUCAGCUGCUAUGGUCAUUCUGUUGUUCUCAACUAAAGGAAGCCGAAACAAGACCAUUUGGAUUGACACAUGCAAUACCAGGAGCUUCCAAGAGUUUGGAUUAUGACACUGAGAUGACAUUUGGGGAGUCUGGCCUUGCCAACUCUAUGAUAUCUGUUACGUGGGAAUAAAUAUUGACAUUAAGUAUAAGUAUUUGUAUUGUCGUUUCUUUUUUCUUUUCAUCACUUACGUGUUUAGUCUUUUUAUUUAUACCGCUAGUUAUGUACAUACUCAAACGGCAGAUUCUUCAAUUGUCUAUGUUCAUUUAUUGUUCUCCCUCGCUAAA
This is a messenger RNA of Humulus lupulus (European hop), 1776 nucleotides long. RefSeq names its product plant UBX domain-containing protein 7. Gene Ontology annotation, biological process: proteasome-mediated ubiquitin-dependent protein catabolic process. The record is from RefSeq and is a predicted model, not a curated record. The transcript has 10 exons. Gene Ontology annotation, cellular component: nucleus. Gene Ontology annotation, molecular function: ubiquitin binding. NCBI's taxonomy places the organism in Eukaryota, Viridiplantae, Streptophyta, Magnoliopsida, Rosales, Cannabaceae. Bases 242 to 1621 code for a protein of 459 amino acids.